AUGGUCGAUAUCACCGAGCAAGACGCGUGGAUUGCGCAUCUCAGCGAGUGCAAGCAGCUCUCCGAGAACGAUAUCAAGCGUCUCUGUGACAAAGCACGCGCUAUCCUCCUUGGCGAAUCCAACGUUCAACCCGUCCGUUGUCCCGUCACAGUCUGUGGUGAUAUCCAUGGUCAAUUCCACGAUCUUUCAGAACUUUUCCGCAUUGGUGGUAACUCUCCCGACACAAACUACCUCUUCAUGGGUGACUAUGUCGAUCGAGGUUACUAUUCCGUGGAAACAGUCACCCUUCUCGUUGCUCUCAAAGUCCGAUAUCGCGAUCGGGUUACCAUCCUUCGUGGCAACCAUGAAUCUCGACAAAUCACCCAGGUUUACGGCUUCUACGACGAGUGCUUGCGAAAAUACGGCAACGCUAAUGUCUGGAAAUACUUUACCGAUCUAUUCGACUGUCUCCCACUAACCGCUCUUAUCGACGAUCAAAUUUUCUGUCUUCACGGUGGCCUCUCGCCUUCCAUCGACACGCUCGACCACAUUCGAUCCAUCGACCGAAUCCAAGAGGUUCCGCAUGAAGGUCCCAUGUGCGAUCUUCUUUGGUCUGACCCAGACGAUCGUUGUGGAUGGGGAAUCUCACCUCGUGGUGCAGGUUACACUUUCGGUCAGGACAUCUCGGAGGCAUUCAACCAUAAUAAUGGUUUGACACUCGUAGCUAGGGCUCAUCAGUUGGUUAUGGAUGGCUUCAAUUGGUCUCAGGAGAGAAACGUGGUGACCAUCUUUUCAGCUCCCAACUAUUGCUACAGAUGUGGUAAUCAAGCUGCCAUUAUGGAGAUUGAUGAAAAUUUGAAAUAUACUUUCUUGCAAUUCGAUCCCGCUCCCAGAGCAGGAGAACCGUUGGUUUCCAGAAGAGUUCCCGAUUAUUUCUUGUAA
Molecule: messenger RNA, 921 nt
Organism: Ustilago hordei
Lineage: Eukaryota; Fungi; Basidiomycota; Ustilaginomycetes; Ustilaginales; Ustilaginaceae
Product: putative protein phosphatase 2A
Exons: 1
Coding region: 1-921 (306 amino acids)
Biological process (GO): peptidyl-serine dephosphorylation; mitotic cell cycle
Cellular component (GO): cytosol
Molecular function (GO): protein serine/threonine phosphatase activity
Source: RefSeq, a predicted model, not a curated record